AUGGCGCCGAGGUUCGAACACGGUACCUUUGAAACUAAUACAUGGACAGAUGCUGAGACUUACUGCAGAACAUUAUCACCAUCUGGUACAAUAGUACAAAUAUUUACUUCCACUCAAUAUUUAAAUCUAAAAGCUGCCUCAUUAAAUCCCACGGGAAAAAUAUGGCUUGGUGCAAAUAACUUUGCCUCAUUUUUGGAUAGCCAAUGGCGUUGGCUGGACGGAAGCGUAUUCGAUUCAACUAUUAUUAACUGGUGUGCAGGGAGUACAUCUACGUCCCCAGGUGCACAAUGUAUGGCGUAUAACAGCGCUACACAAUGCGUGACAAAUGAUAAUUGUAGCUCACUUUAUACAUAUCCUUGUGCAGUCGCUGCAAAAUCGACAGAUAAUACUGAUUGGGUUAGCUACAAUUUACAAACCUGGCAGAAUUAUUUUUUGGCAAAUGGAUUUAGUGUUGGGUGUGGAACAGUCAGCUCUUAUUGGUUUACAUACACGUUGCUAUUGUUAAAUUGGUUGAUUUUACUUAGUCUAAUACUCUACGUUUGUUAUCGUUUCUUGAUUGACAAACGUCGUUUAAUUAUCUCAUGUGUAUUGAUUACAAUAUCAGCAAUAUUAAUUAUUGCAUUUGCAAUACUAUGGGGACUACAAUAUCAAAAUGUUCAGCCAAUUGCGGUAGCAAUCGUAUGCCUUGCUUGUACAGCCGCAUUGGUUUUAAUGAUUGGUAUAUUGAUAUUGUUAAUCAAUCAGACCAGAAUUCAUCGAUGGAGCUACUGUUUAGCUAUUGGCGUAAUUACAUUCAUUGUUGAAAUUUUUUUAAUGCUCGGUUUAAUAUUAUGUAUGGCACAUUGUUCCCUUUACAUAACACUUCCAUUUACUCAAUUAGAUCACGGUACAAUAAUGGCAAUAUUAGCUGCAAUUAUAACGGGAAUAUCAAUUCUAUUUUUAGCCUGUAUUCUAUUUUGUAUCGCUGAAUCUUUUGCACAAGAUCGUGUACACGCAAUAAAUUCGCAUAAUACGGCUAAAGUUUCAAAAACAGUUGUCGUCACAGAUCUGCCUCGUGCACCACAUCAAAUUAAUACACAUGUUAGCACAGCAAAACGAACCGUCGAAGAACGUGCAACAUCUCCGGUUGACGAACGAAUAUUAAAAGAAUUUUAUAACGAUAAACCAAAAGAUACACAUAUGUAUGCAUUAGAUGGGAGACAAUAUGUUGUCUAUGAAAAAAAUAUUACUGAUAUUGAUGUUUAUAGAAGAGAUUUGACCCAGGCAAUGUUAUUACAGGAAAAAGAGGGAUUAAAUGAAGCUGUAGAACGAGCUAGAGCCUCUAUUCACGCAAGCUCAUUGACAGAUGAAAUAAACCAAGCACAAAGUCUUCUGGAAAAACUUCAUUAG
Didymodactylos carnosus is the source of this 1389-nucleotide messenger RNA. The record is from the annotation of a GenBank genome assembly. Lineage: Eukaryota; Metazoa; Rotifera; Eurotatoria; Philodinida; Philodinidae.